Molecule: messenger RNA, 238 nt
Organism: Funneliformis mosseae
Lineage: Eukaryota; Fungi; Glomeromycota; Glomeromycetes; Glomerales; Glomeraceae
Source: the annotation of a GenBank genome assembly
AUUUGUUAUGGUGCGAAAAUAUUGACGAUGUUAAUCGCAAAGAAUGGCAGUUGAUACAACGAUUGCAUAGUAGCUUUGAAAGUUGGCAGUCAACUUCUAUUCAAGCUAAUGGGUAUGGUAAAAGUACAAUGAUCACUCAAGUUUCAAAUCCUUGGUUGAUAUGCAUCGGCAAUGGAACUAACUGGUCCGACUGGGUCAAAACUAAAGAGAUUUACAUGGGCACCCAAUUCCCAAGCUG